CGCCCCGCCCGCUGCCGACGUCCGACAUGCUGAGCCGUUCUCUGCUGUGCCUGGCCCUGGCCUGGGUGGCCAGGGUGGGCGCAGACGCCCCGGAGGAGGAGGACAACGUCCUGGUGCUGAAGAAGAGCAACUUCGCAGAGGCGCUGGCGGCGCACAACUACCUGCUGGUGGAGUUCUAUGCCCCAUGGUGUGGCCACUGCAAAGCCCUGGCCCCUGAGUAUGCCAAAGCUGCCGCGAAACUGAAGGCGGAAGGUUCUGAGAUUCGACUAGCGAAGGUGGAUGCCACGGAAGAGUCUGACCUGGCUCAGCAGUAUGGCGUCCGUGGCUACCCUACAAUCAAGUUCUUCAAGAAUGGAGACACAGCCUCCCCCAAGGAAUACACAGCUGGCAGGGAAGCUGACGACAUUGUGAACUGGCUAAAGAAGCGAACAGGCCCUGCUGCCACAACCCUGUCUGACACUGCGGCUGCGGAGUCCUUGGUGGACUCCAGCGAGGUGGCCGUCAUCGGUUUCUUCAAGGACGUAGAGUCAGACUCUGCCAAGCAGUUCUUGCUGGCAGCCGAGGCUGUGGAUGACAUACCUUUCGGAAUCACGUCCAACAGUGGUGUGUUCUCCAAGUACCAACUGGGCAAGGAUGGAGUGGUCCUCUUUAAGAAGUUUGAUGAAGGCCGCAACAACUUUGAGGGUGAGAUCACCAAGGAGAAGCUGCUAGACUUCAUCAAGCACAAUCAGCUGCCUUUGGUCAUCGAGUUCACUGAACAGACAGCCCCAAAGAUUUUUGGAGGUGAAAUCAAGACCCACAUUCUGCUGUUCCUGCCCAAGAGUGUGUCUGACUAUGACGGCAAGCUGGGCAACUUCAAGAAGGCAGCUGAAGGCUUCAAGGGCAAGAUCCUGUUUAUCUUCAUCGACAGUGACCACACUGACAACCAGCGCAUCCUUGAGUUCUUUGGCCUGAAGAAGGAGGAGUGUCCCGCUGUGCGGCUUAUUACCCUGGAGGAAGAGAUGACCAAGUACAAACCAGAGUCGGAUGAGCUGACAGCUGAGAAGAUCACAGAAUUUUGCCACCACUUCCUGGAGGGCAAAAUCAAGCCUCACCUGAUGAGCCAGGAACUGCCAGAAGACUGGGACAAACAGCCAGUCAAAGUGCUUGUUGGGAAGAACUUUGAAGAAGUUGCUUUUGAUGAGAAGAAGAAUGUCUUUGUUGAAUUCUAUGCUCCUUGGUGUGGUCACUGCAAGCAGCUAGCCCCCAUUUGGGAUAAACUGGGAGAAACCUACAAGGACCAUGAGAAUAUCGUCAUUGCUAAGAUGGACUCAACAGCCAAUGAGGUGGAAGCCGUCAAAGUGCACAGCUUUCCCACCCUCAAGUUCUUCCCAGCCAGUGCAGACAGAACGGUCAUUGAUUAUAACGGUGAGAGGACACUAGACGGUUUCAAGAAAUUCCUGGAGAGUGGUGGCCAGGACGGUGCAGGAGACGACGAUGACGUGGACCUAGAAGAGGCUUUGGAGCCCGACAUGGAGGAGGACGACGAUCAGAAAGCCGUGAAGGACGAACUGUAGUGGGGGAGCAGACCUCGGGGGCCGUGCUCCCCGCAGCCCACAUCUCCGGAGCCUGAGCCUCACCUAAGGAGGGAGUGCCAUCAGAACCCAGGGAGUCUUUCUGAAGCCACACCCAUCCAACACACGUGCACCUAAACCUGUCUCUUUUGCUUUUAAAUUUUGAAAGGGAUCUCUCUCCAGGCCAGCCCAUCUUAAAGAGCUAUCUUUUGGUGUGUUUUUGUUUAUUUGUUUGUUUUGAUUUUUUUUUAAUUGUGAUGUAUUUUUUUAUAUGUGGAUUUUUGUCCCAAGUGCUCACUAAAAUAUUUGGGGAUCUCACACUGGUAAUAUCCUUCCUGUUAGAGAGGUUUAUGCUGCCGCUUCAAAUGUCAUCUUUCACCUGUUCACCGUGGAAGGCCUCCCUGAGACUCCUGCCCUCUGUGGGAGCGAUGGACCUGGGUGGACACAGUCACUCUCCGCCUACCUUGCACUAGUGUUGCCGUGGCAGCAUGGCUUUUGUAGAUUUCAGUUAACCAUGGGACUUACGCAUCCUGUCAGAGGGUGGGUCCCUCACGUGUGGAAGAGACGGUGUGGCUGGCUGCUGGGCCCAGGCCAGGCCUGGACGGCCUUCACUCUUCAAGUCAGGACUACCCCCAGCCGGCUGUGGGCACAUCACUCUGGCUGCUGGAUUUGCCUCCAGCACGGCUGUGGCCUGUGUGAGGCAGAACUGGGACCCUUGAUUCCCAGACUGGGAGUCAGCCAAGGACUCUGGGACUGAAUCAAACGCCCAUUCUUGAGGCAUUUCUACCAUAAUAUUGGAAUUGAACACAUUGGCUAAAUAAAGUUGAAAUUUUACUACC
This is a messenger RNA of Alexandromys fortis (reed vole), 2392 nucleotides long. RefSeq names its product prolyl 4-hydroxylase subunit beta (gene P4hb). The transcript is spliced from 11 exons. Lineage: Eukaryota; Metazoa; Chordata; Mammalia; Rodentia; Cricetidae. Gene Ontology annotation, molecular function: protein disulfide isomerase activity. Bases 27 to 1556 code for a protein of 509 amino acids. Gene Ontology annotation, biological process: protein folding; response to endoplasmic reticulum stress. The record is from RefSeq and is a predicted model, not a curated record. Gene Ontology annotation, cellular component: external side of plasma membrane; endoplasmic reticulum.